Messenger RNA from Parascedosporium putredinis, 342 nucleotides. NCBI's taxonomy places the organism in Eukaryota, Fungi, Ascomycota, Sordariomycetes, Microascales, Microascaceae. The record is from the annotation of a GenBank genome assembly.
AUGUCAGCGACCAUGGACCCGACGAGCUUCUCAUCCCGCCGGCAGGCAACUACGAGCCUUCCUCAGUUCCAUCUCCCCGCGCCGGGAGAGAUUCCCAUGUAUCUUCUGCUGCGAGCGGAAGCAGCCUCGCAGCAGGUGGUGGUUUGGGCAUCAGCCAAGGGGCAGGCGGGUCAGGACACGGGAGCCAUGGAGCCACGCCUGGCACCGGUCCCACCGGCCCUCCCCGUCGAGUCUUGCUUCCAGUUUGCCCUCUCAGGCACCCCCACCGCAGAGCGCCAUCCUAAACUCGCAAAGUUCAGCGAGCCAUCAACAGCCUCCCUCUACCUCGCCCACCCCAGCUGA